AUGGAGAGCACAGUAGUCGGACCACCAGGACCACCUGGCGCCCCUGGACCUGCUGGACCGAAGGGAGAAACAGGAAAUGCCGGAAAUCCAGGAACACCUGGAGGACCCGGACCUGUUGGCCCUGCCGGACUCAAUGGUGGACCUGGUGGACCCGGACCAGCUGGACCUCAAGGCAAACCCGGUGCUCCAGGUUUCAAUGGCGGACCUGGACCAGCUGGACCCGUUGGACCGAUCGGUGGCCCCGGACCUCAAAGUAAACCAGGUUCACCUGGCUUCCCGGUUGGACCAGGACAACAAGGGCCACAAGGAGGCCCCGGACCCCAAGGAGGUCCAGGUCCAGAUGGAGGCCCAGGUAUUCCAGGUCAACCAGGAACACCAGGUAGUCCAGGACCUGGUGGACAGCCUUCUUACCCAGCACCAGUUGAACAACCCUCAUACCCAGCUCCAGCUCAACAACCGUCUUGGGCAGCUCCGACUCAACCGUCGUGGUGGACUCCUAUUCAGCCCUCAUUCCAACAGCCGCAGCAAUCGGCCUACGGACGAUAA
This is a messenger RNA of Daphnia pulex (common water flea), 546 nucleotides long. Its product is annotated as cuticle collagen 1-like. Bases 1 to 546 code for a protein of 181 amino acids. The transcript is spliced from 3 exons. The record is from RefSeq and is a predicted model, not a curated record. NCBI's taxonomy places the organism in Eukaryota, Metazoa, Arthropoda, Branchiopoda, Diplostraca, Daphniidae.